UUAUCCGAUAUGAUGCGAUCUAAUCAGAUGACACGAUCUUGUGCGCCGCCCGUCAGCGCUGCCCACUCGCUUCAGAAUUCGUACGUUCCUUGCGCGCACACUUUCAUCCUCCCGAUCCCGGAACAGGCGUGCCGAUUUUCCACGACCGGCUCCACUCUAGAUCUCGCAAAAUAUCGCGAGGACCGCAUGUCUCGUUCCAUGCACGCCUCUUGGCGGGACUGAUAUAAAAGCACCGUCUGCCCCUAACCCGCCGGCUCUCUCUCACUCCCCCAUCUGGUCCCCCGCUUCCCGCCAAGCACAUCACCGCCUAUCCUCCCUUCCUUUUGCCUGCUCGCCCAUGUCGGAAGUCUACGAUCUCAUUGGCCUCGGAUACGGCCCCGCCAACGUCGCCAUCGGCGGUGCGCUCGUCGAGAGAUGGGAGAAGGACAAGACGGCUCCCCAGCCCAGCACGAUUAAGAAGGUCCUCUUCAUCGAGAAGCAGGACAAGUUCCGGUGGCAUCCUGGCAUGCUGCUGCCCGACGCGCGCAUGCAGAUUAGCUACCUCAAAGACCUGGCCACGCUCCGGAACCCGUCCUCGCCCAUCACCUUCCUCUCUUAUCUGCACGCCCACGGCCGUCUGCUGAACUUCAUCAACCGCGGCUGCAUCAUCCCGACGCGGAAGGAGUUCGCGGACUACCUCGGCUGGGUCGCGCAGUACGUCCAGGAUCGCGGCGUCGAAGUCAAGUACGGGCACGAGGUCAUCGGUUUGGAGGAGGCGCCUGAUGGCCUCAUCGACGUGCGCGUUCGCUCCGUCGCGACGGGCGAGACAAUCGUCUUCAAAGCCAAGGAUGUGGUGAUCUCCCCAGGCGGCUCGCCGCGUCUCCCCGACUGCGUCAAGCCCGUCUUCGACCACCCGAACAUCAUCCACAGCUCGUCGUACAUGGCUGACAUCAACAACAUCCUUGGUAGGCUGAAGGAGCAGGGCGAGCGUCCGCUCACCAUCGGUGUCAUCGGUGCGGGCCAGUCAGCCGCGGAGAUCCUGCUGGAGCUUCGCAAUCGCCUGAGCUCCAUUCCGUCUGGCUCUGGUCGUCAUCAGGUCAAGAUGGUUAUGCGCCGCGGCGCCCUGCGCCCCAGUGACGAUAGCCCCUUCACGAAUGAAAUCUUCGAUCCUGAGUCCACGGGAGCAUGGUACGAGACUUCGAACCCCGAGAUUCGCAAGUCUCGCCUGCAGGAGUACAAAAGCACGAACUACAGUGUCGUCAACCCGCGCACCCUCGAUUCGGUUUACGACGCGGUCUAUGAUCAAAAGGUGGACGACGCCAUUGCGGCGCGUCCGAACGGCGUCCAGGCGACGAGCCCGCGCGUGACGCUGCUUCCCUACUCGCACAUCCUCUCCCUCAACACGCCACCCUCCGCCCCUCUGUCGCUCGUCAUCCAGCACACCAUCUCGCGUACCGUCAGCGAAGAGUCUUUUGACGCGAUCAUCUGCGCGACCGGAUACCAGCGCUCAGGAUGGGUGGACUUGCUCAAGGCGUCCGGACUCGGCAAGCGCUUCGGGCUCGAUGCGAGCGCUGAGGCCGUACAGCUGAUGCCCUCGUCUUCCAUCGCGACCUCGCCGCUUACCUCGCCGACUUCGCCACCCGGCCUCGCGACGUCCUCCAUCUCCUCUCCGAGCAGCAGCGCGGGUCCGAGCACGCCUGUCAUGAGCGCGUCGACGUUCCUCGAUGCCGACAUGCAGCCGCGCAAGAUGUACAUCUCGCGGAAUUACCGUCUCUUGCCGGUGGAGGAGCAGGGGAAGGAGCAGGGCAAGAGCGCGUUCCAGGGACGCAUCUAUUUGCAGGGUGUCGAGGAGGCGACGCACGGGUUGAGCGAUUCGCUGCUGAGUGUGUUGGGUGUGCGCGCGGGGGAGGUUGUGGGUGACAUGUACGCGUGAGCGGGUAGGCCGUUCACACACUAUCAAAUGUAUAUUCUGGACUAGCUAUAAUGGCGUAUAUAUUGGGUCUAUAUUCUCUACACACCUAAAACAGAGAGAGUUCCUUGCCACUGUAUACUUGGACGAGUUUGGAUGCUGCU
Molecule: messenger RNA, 2052 nt
Organism: Schizophyllum commune H4-8
Lineage: Eukaryota; Fungi; Basidiomycota; Agaricomycetes; Agaricales; Schizophyllaceae
Exons: 6
Coding region: 338-1912 (524 amino acids)
Biological process (GO): intracellular iron ion homeostasis
Source: RefSeq, a predicted model, not a curated record